Molecule: messenger RNA, 498 nt
Organism: Pestalotiopsis fici W106-1
Lineage: Eukaryota; Fungi; Ascomycota; Sordariomycetes; Amphisphaeriales; Sporocadaceae
Exons: 3
Coding region: 1-498 (165 amino acids)
Source: RefSeq, a predicted model, not a curated record
AUGUUUGCUAAAAUCUGUCAUAUUCUCCCACUGGGCCUCGGUGCUGUCGCCGUUGCUAUCCAGAGUAGGGCAACAACCAACAUUGGUUUCUAUGCCUAUGCUUCUUCGUCUUCUGCUGGAAUAGGAGGCCUACCGGUGCAGUACAUUGAUGGCAUGGCUUAUGUCGUUGACACGGCUGUUGUAACCACUGGGGAAAACGUGACUUUCUCUCUUGUGUCCACAACCUUUGCUGCAACUACUGCGGACGGUGACAAGAGUCUGCUUUACAUCCCUUCAACCUCUGGCGCUGUGGGCUUUACCUCUGCAGCCAGUGAAACAAAGGUCACGACCAAGUUUGGAACGUACGGCACGGUAGUGUACAACUACCAUACUGGUUCCAUCGAGACCCUCUUCUAUGCCGAGCCUACUGAGACGACGGGCUUAUGGCAGCUCACUUGGGACAGCGACAACACUGAUGCAAUCGCUGUAGCUAUCAAGGAUAAUGCUCCAACAUCAUAG